CUUAACACAGUUCUUCUCCGUAUGCACUUACUAUAUCUGGCACUGCCAUUGCCCUUAUCCAGUCUUCUCACCAAUCAGUUAAUGUUCGGGGCAACUGGCCUUCGUCCGACGGAAUGCUAACAUGGAGCGCUGGUGCGGCCACCCCAUUGGCGUUGUGCGGACGAAUAGCGGACGAACAGGGGUACGACCGCAAUUCGUCCGCGUCUGCAUUAUGGCUUAAAAGGCAGAAGAACAUACCAUUUUACACUUGAUUUAUUUAUCAAAUUGCCUGAUUUAAUCGAAAAGCUGAUUGAACGCACGCUGAGGCACAUGUUUUCAAAAGAAAGAUCGCCAAAUCCUAACGAUGAAGUCUAAUCUCCUUCCAUUCAUCACUGAGAAAUGGGCGGGUGUGCCACAACCCAUUGCCAGAUUUGACGGAAAGACUGUUAUUGUCACAGGUGCCAAUACCGGUUUAGGAUACGAAGCCGCCCUUAAAUUUGUUGCGCUCGGUGCCGCUAAGGUUAUUCUCGGCGUUCGAAGCAUGCCGAAAGGAGCCCUUGCCUGUCGACAGAUAGAGGAGCAGACACAGCGAAAGGGCAUAGUAGACUCCUGGGAACUCGAUAUGGGUCGCUAUUCCAGUAUACAACAAUUUGCUAACCGGGCGGGUGCCGAAUUACAACGGUUAGACGUCGUCAUACUCAACGCGGGCGUCGCGUCAAAGGAAUUCACCAUUGGGCAUGAAGGGUGGCAGUCCACGUUGCAGGUCAACGUCCUAGGAACGGCGCUGCUAGCUUUACUGCUACUACCGAAGCUGAAAUUGUCUAAGGCGUCUACCGAUACCUCACGUUUGGUCAUUGUAACCUCAGAGGCCCACAGGUGGGUAGAAAGUACCGACAUCCCAGACACAGUGCCAUACGGCGGCAGCAUUCUGCAAGCCCUUAAUGCCAGACCAGCUGAUAAAACCACCUGGAAUGGCCUCGAUCAGAUGGCGAAAUCGAAGUUGCUCGCUAUGUACGUGGCUCGGUCGCUGGCAGCACUGGCUACACAGCCUAGCGGAGAAAUAGAUGUCAUCGUCUCAACAGUAUGCCCUGGAGCCUGCAAAUCGGAACUUGCACGAGAAUUCGCGACUGGAUUUGUUGCUUCCGCUGGAGUCCGCGUAUAUGGUGCGAUUUUUAGCAAGUCUUCAGAAGAGGGUGCGAGGGUAUACGUCUCGGCGGCUGCGUUAGGUCCGGAAUGCCAUGGGGGCUGGUACAAGAUCACAGCCUUGACAACGCCAGGAGAGCUCGUAACUAGUAACGAGGGGAUCGAGAUGCAGGAUAAUGUAUGGAGUGAGAUAGUAGAGGAACUCCGCGCUAAGGUGCCAGAAGUGUCAAGAUGUCUAUAAGUGGUAUCGGGGGGGGGAUAGUAUUACUUGGAUCCGCCAUAUGUUUUUUUCGAGG
This is a messenger RNA of Pseudogymnoascus verrucosus, 1418 nucleotides long. RefSeq lists its product as uncharacterized. The transcript is spliced from 2 exons. The record is from RefSeq and is a predicted model, not a curated record. The coding region runs from base 344 to 1363 and encodes 339 amino acids. NCBI's taxonomy places the organism in Eukaryota, Fungi, Ascomycota, Leotiomycetes, Thelebolales, Thelebolaceae.